Molecule: messenger RNA, 879 nt
Organism: Meleagris gallopavo (turkey)
Lineage: Eukaryota; Metazoa; Chordata; Aves; Galliformes; Phasianidae
Source: RefSeq, a predicted model, not a curated record
AUGAAUAUCAGUUGGAAAUCACAAUGUAACAAGGUACUGAAUGAGCCCACGCCUUCGGAAGCCUCCACGGUAAGGCCUGCUGUUGUGGUGGACCAGAAGGAAAAGGAAGUCAUCAGUGGACACAGGAGUGAAUUACAGUGUGAGCCAAGUUUCAUAGAAGACAGACUGAAGCUUUAUGAAACAUUGAAGAAAGAACAUGAUGCUUUGCUAGCUUACAGAGCAGCCAAUGAGACAAAACCUAUCAAAAUUACUCUGACAGAUGGAAAAAUAGUUGAUGGGGAGUCCUGGAAAACCACACCCUAUCAGCUAGCUGUAGGAAUCAGUCAAGGCUUGGCUUCAAAUGCAGUCAUAGCCAAAGUGAAUGGUGAAUUGUGGGACCUGGAUCGUCCAUUGGAGGGAGAUUGUACUCUGGAGCUGCUUACAUUUGAUGAUGAAGAAGCACAAGCUGUUUACUGGCAUUCAAGCGCCCAUAUUCUUGGAGAGGCCAUGGAAGGAUUCUAUGGGGGCUGCUUGUGCUAUGGACCACCAAUUGAGAAUGGAUUUUACUAUGACAUGUACAUUGAGGACAGAGGUGUAUCUAGUACUGAAUUCCCAGCACUAGAGAACCGCUGUAAAAACAUCAUAAAAGAAAAGCAGCCUUUUGAAAGGCUGGAAGUCAAGAAGGAGAUCCUGUUAGACAUGUUUAAGUAUAACAAAUUCAAGUGCCGUAUCCUUAAUGAUAAGAUAAACACCCCACCUACCACAGUUUACAGAUGUGGUCCACUGAUCGAUCUCUGCAGGGGCCCACAUGUGAGACACACUGGAAAAAUCAAGGCCCUUAAAAUAUUUAAGGUAAAUUUAAAUAAAGCACAUCUUAAAUCUUAACUACCAUAAGCUGGU